Molecule: messenger RNA, 1571 nt
Organism: Cynocephalus volans (Philippine flying lemur)
Lineage: Eukaryota; Metazoa; Chordata; Mammalia; Dermoptera; Cynocephalidae
Gene: ROGDI
Product: rogdi atypical leucine zipper
Exons: 11
Coding region: 224-1087 (287 amino acids)
Cellular component (GO): RAVE complex
Source: RefSeq, a predicted model, not a curated record
GCGGGCGGUUUCGCGCCGCAGCCAGCCUGGUUGCAGGGCGACCGUGGGUCUCGUGAACCGGGGCGGGCCGAGAGGCGCCGGCCAAUCGCCAGCGCGGAGCCGGCCUGAGGACGGGGCCUGCGCCGGCUCAGCCAAUCGGCGGUGGGGGAGGAGGUGGGCAGCGCGCAGUGGCCGGCCGAGCGGACAGAACGGGCUGACAGACGGCCUCUCGGCGGUCGCGGUGAUGGCGACUGCGAUGGCAGCGACGGCGGCGGAGCGGGCGGUGCUGCAGGAGGAGUUCCGCUGGCUGCUGCACGACGAGGUGCACGCCGUGCUGCGGCAGCUGCAGGACAUCCUCAAGGAGGCCUCUCUCCGCUUCACUCUGCAGGGCUCGGGCGCCGAGGGGCUGGCCAAGCAGGAGAACUUCAUCCUGGGAAGCUGUGGCACAGACCAAGUGAAGGGCGUGCUGACUCUGCAAGGGGAUGCCCUCAGCCAGGCGGACGUGAACCUGAAGAUGCCCCGGAACAACCAGCUGCUGCACUUUGCCUUCCGGGAGGACAAGCAGUGGAAGCUGCAGCAGAUCCAGGAUGCCAGGAACCACGUGAGCCAAGCCAUUUACCUCCUUACCAACCGGGACGAGGGCUACCAGUUCAAGACAGGAGCCGAGGUCCUCAAGCUGAUGGAUGCUGUGAUGCUGCAGUUGACCAGAGCCCGCAACCGGCUCACCACCCCAGCUACCCUCACCCUGCCCGAGAUUGCGGCCAGCGGCCUCACGAGGAUGUUUGCCCCCGCCCUGCCCUCCGACCUGCUGGUCAAUGUCUACAUCAACCUCAACAAGCUCUGCCUCACAGUGUACCAGCUGCACGCCCUGCAGCCCAAUUCCACCAAGAACUUCCGCCCAGCUGGAGGCGCCGUGCUCCACAGCCCUGGGGCCAUGUUUGAGUGGGGCUCCCAGCGCCUGGAAGUGAGUCAUGUGCACAAGGUGGAAUGUGUGAUCCCUUGGCUCAACGAUGCCCUCGUCUACUUCACUGUCUCCUUGCAGCUCUGCCAGCAGCUCAAGGAUAAGAUCUCCGUGUUCUCCAGCUACUGGAGCUACAGACCCUUCUGAGUGCAGCACCCCAGGAGCCUGUCCUCUGGGAACUGGCCCCUGCCCAGGAGUCCCUGUCCCCCACAUAUGCCCAUCCCACAGUGCUGGCCAGAGCCAGAGCCGGGCACUUCGGGCUAUUUAUCUCCCUCUCCACCCCGCUCUGGAUGACACAUCUGCAUCGAUGGGCAUGAACGCUGGAAGUGCUGGGAGGAAGGGAUGCUGGUUUGGUGUUUUGGGGCCCUCCUGGGAUCCACAGGAACCUUCGGACUCAAGGUGGGGCCAGGCCCACGGCUCUCCUUCCUCUCCCCCUUCCCUGCCCCCAGGAUGGCGAGUGCCUUGCUGGAGGGUAAGGGGUGGGCUUUGGCACUAAGCCUGAGUUGGGAGGAGGGAGGACAAGCUGGGCAGAGGGAGCUGCCCCCUUCAGUGAGCCACAGAGCCAGUUGUCUGCGUGCUCUGCAACCCCCCAGGGCCUCUAAAACAUAAAGAUCAUCACACUUUGCCUGGA